UUUUCUCCCCCGUCACCGUCGCUCCGGCCCCGGCGUCCGAGCAGCGACCGACCCGCCGCCACCGCCGCAGAGAGCCGUGAGAGACAUGUGUCCCCCGGGUGCCGAGGAGGCGACAGACCGCGGCUGCAGUAAAACAGAUAAACCAUCAUGAUUCCCAUCACAGAGCUCCGGUACUUUGCUGACAGCCAGCCAACGUACCGUAUCCUGAAGCCAUGGUGGGACGUUUUCACCGACUACAUCUCGGUCAUCAUGCUGAUGAUUGCAGUGUUCGGCGGGACACUGCAGGUCACGCAGGACAAGAUGAUCUGCCUGCCUUGCAAGUGGGUGGUCAACAAGUCAUGCGAGACCAUGCCCGUCACAAACACCACCUUCGUGAUGGAACCCAAAGGCAUUCAGUAUGACCUCGACCGCCAUCAGUACAAUUAUGUCGAUGCCGUUUGCUACGAGAACGAGCUACAUUGGUUUGCCAAAUAUUUCCCUUAUCUGGUGCUACUCCACACACUCAUCUUCCUGGCCUGCAGCAACUUCUGGUUCAAGUUUCCACGCACAAGCUCAAAACUGGAGCACUUUGUCUCCAUCCUCCUCAAGUGCUUUGACUCCCCGUGGACAACAAGGGCUUUGUCCGAGACCGUGGUAGAGGAGAGGGAUCCCAAACCUCUCGCAAAAAUGAACGGUUCGAUGGACAAGAAGGCCUCCUGCGUGAGUGAGGAUGUUGAGGCUAGCGUGCCCAUGCUUCAACGAGCAAAGUCUAGAAUUGAACAAGGAAUUGUAGAUCGCUCUGAGACUGGUGUGUUGGAUAAAAAAGAAGGGGAGCAGGCUAAGGCUCUGUUUGAGAAGGUGAAGAAGUUCAGGAUCCAUGUCGAGGAGGGUGAUAUAGUCUACCGCCUUUACAUACGUCAGACCAUCAUCAAAGUAAUCAAAUUUGUACUAAUAAUUAGCUACACAGCCUACUAUGUACAAUACAUUAGGUUCAGUGUGGUGUGCACGGUGAACCUUCAGAAGCUAACAGGCUACAGCACGUUCUCUUGUGCCCACCCGUUGGCGACACUUUUCAAGAUUUUGGCCUGUUUCUACAUCAGCUUGGUUGUGGUUUAUGGCUUUAUCUGCAUGUACACUUUGUGUUGGAUGCUCAGCCGCUCCCUCAAGAGAUACUCCUUCGAAUCAAUCCGAGAGGAGAGCAGCUACAGCGACAUCCCUGACGUGAAGAACGACUUUGCCUUCAUGCUACACAUGAUAGAUCAGUAUGACCCUCUGUACUCCAAGCGCUUCGCUGUGUUUCUGUCAGAGGUGAGCGAGAACAAGCUGAGGCAGCUGAACCUGAACAACGAGUGGACGUUGGAGAAGCUGAGGCAGCGCAUCACCAAAAAUUCCCAGGAGAAGCUCGAGUUGCAUCUGUUCAUGCUCAGCGGGAUCCCAGACACAGUAUUUGAUCUGAUAGAGCUGGAGGUGCUCAAGCUGGAGCUCAUCCCGGACGUAACCAUUCCACCAAUCAUCGCCCAACUUACCAACCUGAAGGAGAUGUGGCUUUACCACACCCCAGCUAAAAUUGAGGCCCCAGCUCUGGCGUUCCUCAGGGAAAACCUAAAGUCCCUCCACAUCAAGUUCACUGACAUCAAGGAGAUCCCUCUGUGGAUCUACAGCCUGAAGAACCUCAGUGAGUUGCACCUGACUGGGAACCUGAGUGCAGACAACAAUCGUUUCAUUGUCAUCGAUGGACUCAGAGAGCUGAAAAGGCUCAAAGUGCUACGACUGAAGAGCAACCUCACCAAGCUGCCGCAGGUGGUGACCGAUGUGGGCGUGCACCUCCAGAAGCUCUCCGUCAACAACGAGGGCACCAAGCUGAUGGUGCUCAACAGCCUGAAGAAGAUGGUCAAUCUGACGGAGCUUGAGCUCGUUCGCUGCGACCUUGAGCGCAUCCCUCACUCCAUCUUCAGUUUGCACAAUCUGCAGGAGAUUGACCUGAAGGACAACAAUCUGAAGACGAUAGAGGAGAUCAUCAGCUUCCAGCACCUGAACCGGCUCAUGUGCCUGAAGCUGUGGUACAACCAGAUCGCCUACAUCCCUAUUCAGAUCGGAACGCUCACCCACCUGGAGAGGCUGUACCUCAACAGGAACAAGAUCGAGAAAAUCCCCAGUCAGCUUUUCUACUGCCGCAAGCUGCGCUUCUUAGACCUGAGUCACAACAAUCUGACCAGCAUCCAUGCUGAUGUGGGCUUCCUCCAGAACCUGCAGUACUUCGCUGUGACAGCAAACCGGAUCGAGACUUUGCCCCCAGAGCUUUUCCAGUGUAAGAAGCUGCGCACGCUGAAUCUGGGAAACAACUGCCUGCAGACGCUGCCGUCACGCUUCGGAGAGCUCACCGGCCUGACCCAGCUGGAGCUGAGAGGCAACCGUCUGGAGUGUCUCCCCGUGGAGCUCGGCGAGUGUCGGCUGUUGAAGAGGAGCGGCCUGGUGGUGGAGGAGGACCUGUUCAACACGCUGCCAUCAGAAGUCAAAGAGCAGCUCUGGAGGGCCGAUAAAGAGCAAGCUUGAGCCAAACCCCUGCAGUGAACUGUAGGAAGAGAAGUUUAAUUUAAGGGAGAAAACAAACAAGCAGUGGUUUGGUUUAUAAAGCGAGCAAAACCUUGGUUUGAGGUUAUGCAGCAUUGUUUGCCAUGAGGGCCCAGAGAAGUGACUAUGAAAGCAUAGACCACGGAUUUCAAGACCUCCAAGGAAAAAUUGUUGUAAUCUCAUCCAACCUUGCGAUGAAGUGUAAUUUCAUCCUAAAUAACAGGCUGCAGGGAUUCAAGCAGGUGACGUCGAAUAUGCAUGCCACAGGUAGACCUGUCUCAAGCAAACUUCUUAUUUGGAAGGAGCCCCAAAAAGAAACAGAAGAUACUUUGAACGACUCAGCCUUGCCAUUGAGCUCAACAAUGCUCACGAUCACUUUGUCGCCGGCUGUGGGAUCCACGCACAAACUGAACAUGCUCAAAGCAGCGUUUACCCUGCCAUUCCUCUGGCCUUGUGACUCAACAUUUCACUUUAGAAAUUUUUACAAUCACAUUUGCAGUUGUGAGGCAGUGUGACGACUGACUACUGGCGGAUGUUGGGACAAAUUAACCGAUCUGUUGAUUUGGUCUUUGGCCCUCGUCAGACUCUCGAACAAAAUGACUCUGUGGCGAAGAUCAACAGUUCAUCACAGGUGAUCUCACAGCUUAGGCCUUAACUUACAAAGAAAAGCUGUCAGAUAUUCAGCGACAACAAAUGAGAACAAUUUCUACAGAACAAUGUCUGAAUACCCUGCGGUAUUUGAUUUAUAGUGUCAGCCUGUGGGCAGGAUAUAGCUCAGCUGUAUUCACUGCGCAGUGGAGACAGAUCACAGCAAGGCAACACAAGUCUGCUGGUCAACAUUCAGAUUGAGAUUUUAUACUAUUACAUGAAGGCAAUUCUAACAGGUUGUGGGCUGAGCUAAUCAAUGGGCUUGUGUGAAAACAAAUUCUGAAUAUAACAUAAGUGAAGGCCAAAUUUGCAAUACAAAGUUCUCUAAUCUGCCAAUUUUCCCUUUUGGUCUGUCCCCUCACCACCUCCUGCUAUAACGUGGUAUCUCUUGCUACAUCCACACUAAUAUGUUUUUGUUUGAAAAUGCAUCAAAAACCAUCUUACAGGCUAUUUCCUGGGAAAGUUUAUUCAGAGUUUUACACAAGUACCUGUUAAUUAAUGUAAAGCCGUUUGUCUAAGCACAGACAUGGUGUCAUGUAGAGAUAUAGGAAACUUGAUGUAGGAACAUUAAGAAAAUAUCCAGACACAGAAAUUAAGUGAAACUAUUUUCUUUAACAGGAUCUGUGUUGAAGAAAUGCCCCAUUCCUCUUAGACUCAUUCAUUUAGCUUCACACUGCUUCAUGUCCUAACUUAUUUUGCAUGACUAAACAUCACAAACUUAACUGAUGUCUUAUUAAAUUGCGAGAUGGACCUUGUUGAAACAAACUGGAAAAUGUAUAUUGAUUCUAAGAUACACAUUUUGGUACUUUAAAAUGCUACCACACUCUAGUAUCAGGAUUGGGCCUCUGAAUCAAGCUUUAAAGUGAUUGGUUUAAUGUUGAGUAUCAAUUUAAUUCAAUUGUUUUUUUGUUUUUGUUUUUUAUGCCUGUAUAUGACAGAGAUAGAAGAGGUAUGACGUGAAUCAAAGGUCCCUGAGCACAACCAAACAAUAGAUGAUGCUUUGACGUGUCAUGCACUGUCACUAUACAGCCACUAGAGCACAAAAUGAGGCUACAUCCAUUCUACUACGUUAACGUUUGAAAAUGUAUAAACUCUGCAAUGGAUACACCUGGGGUCCACAUUGCUCCCGAGUUCUAGAGCCACUAAAACAGAGAAGUUUGGAAAUGCUGCUGGCCCUGUCUUAGUCCAAACGGGCAGAAACAGGGAUGUUUGGAAACGCUGACACAGACACUCACAACCGCUUUCUGGUUGGGUGGCCUUCUCUGAUUCGUCAGGCUCCUAUCCCAAGAUUCAACCAACCAAUGAAAAACGUUGUUGUAUGGAUGUAGACUAAGAAAUGAUUUUAAGAUCAUUAUUGGACAUACACCUGUAGUCAAAGAUCUUAGGUGACCUUUGUUCAAUUGAAGGCAUGUUGCUUCACUGACCAGAUGAGAAUUACACAAUGUCCCUGUGCUCACACAGUUUGCUGUCACUGUAUUAAAGCUACAGAGAGAGCUACACAUUCAGAAAACCCCCUGUCACAGUAGAUGUCCUUGUCAUUUUCAACUUUUAAGUAACGCAAGCAUGCAUAAUAAAAGUAGCAGAAAUCAAGGUACUUUCGAUGCGUAGUAUGAACUAUGAGCCCUCAGAUGAUUAUUGCUUACAUGACUCCUCCAAGUGGAUGAACUGUAGACGUGAUGGAUGACAGUCGUAACUAGCUGCCAGGUACUGCCUGUCUCAAAAGGACAAGUGUUGACGUUAAUGACUCAAGUGCCCAGUAGUUUGCAUGCUUGCCAUCGUGUUUAUCCUCCUCAGUUUACUCCAGUGCUUUUUUUGUUGAAUCCUUCAUGAGCAAAAUGAGGACAAGCCAGAAAUUUCAGAAUGAAGGAAACUGCUUUUAAACGACCUCCACCAGGGAAACAUUUAUUUGCAGGGAGAGUAUGCAGAGAAUGUGAUUUCAUGGUGCGUGCUGCAAAUUAGUGCAACAGCGCUUUGUGCGCUUGAAACACUUUUCUUGUUGAGACGUUGGAUUUAAUAGCAUCAUUUGGUGUAUUCCUGCUAUGUUUACUCCAGCCAGGAGUCUCUCGUUGCUAAUAAGGCCUUUCCCUUUACAAGCCGUACGCCCUCGUUAAUGAUCAUAAACAUCACGUCCAUGAGCUGUUGUUUCUCAUGUGAAAACAUAUGGCCUGAAAUGUUUGACAGCUCUAUUUCAAGCAUAUCAGUCGAUACGGUUUGUGCUCUUUAUGUUACCAGCUGUUUUUCUUUAUUUCUUUAUUUCUUUACUUUAGCCAUGUAAGAGUCUCAAGUGAAGUCUCACUGUAGUAACAUGCCUGCACCUUUGCUUACAGUGAAUCUUGUUUUACUGAGGCCUUGGCUAAAUCCAAAUGUCCUUAGAGGGUCACCAGUGAAGUGCUCCCACACAGUCUUAAAACUGCAGUCCUGUCUGCUCGAAUGUGUUGACUAGCAAGCACGUCGAGCGCAAAGAGAAACAGCUCUCAGCUUCUUCUGCAUGUGCAACUUCUUAAACAUUUUUUUAUUUUUUAUUUCCACUUUUGUGGUUUGGAUCUGGUUUCAUUUUUACCGUGCCAAGUUAGAGCAAGAACAUGUUUUUCCCUACAUACCUGCAGAUAGUGUCUGUUAACCUGUUGGAUGCUAAUGCAAAUAAUAAUUGAGGUACUGGCACAUUAAAAAGCAAUUCUAUGUGCCUCUUGUAGGGCUGGAACAUGGCUCUUUGUGGUGGAGCCGUACUGCUGACUCUCCUGCAGUGCAUCAUAGUGUCAAAUUAGGACAUUGACUUGUUGUUUUUAAUUUGUCUUGGCCUACACUUUCUGGUCAUGUGAUUACAAAUCGAAUAGUCAAUGCUAUAUUUACUUUUUUCCCACCCUUAUGUUUUGUUAAGGAGGAGUUCUGACAUAUACCCAACUUUAGAUUCAUUCUUGGUGGAGCAGGAGCACUGUUUUGCUCUGGGAAGUUCAGGAGUGUCAUAGAAGUCUUUCUCAGGGCGUCGCUGGGAUUCACACCUCAUCAGAAUAUUUGAAUUUGCUAAAUAUAUACGUAUAUAUCUCCCUUUUCCAUUUCAGCUUGGUCGUGGUUAGUCUAUGUAAACAUUGUGACACAUCUGUAGUUUGGAUUUAUAUCCACAAAUAUUUCUUGGUUUACUUAUUGGUCCAGAGCUACGACUUCUGUCGUGUUCAGUCCCUCACAGUCACUUCCCUCUGAGUCACGAGUGCAGCACAUCUAACCUGUGGCCCCAUUCCCUUUCCUGCACGUCAGCAUCAGUGAAUUAGCACGAGUGUGUGACAUGAGGUCAGUCAUCCAUUUGCCCAGCCUUGAAAAGAGAAAGUUUAAUAGAAAUGCCUCUGGGUGGCAAAACAUUUAUAGCACUUAGGUAAGUGUCAUGUAUUUUUGUAACACAUUAAAUAACCACAAUCAACACAUUUAAAAGCUUUUUCUAUUCUGUGCAAAUGUGCUGAAAAUAGUUUUUUCUUGUCAAUUUGAAGUUAAACCAUGAAAUAUUGAAACUGCGUUUGCUUGUGAGUUGUGUAUGCCUUAAGUAGUGUUGUUUGUGUGAAGCAGUGUAACUGAUCCGUUUCCGAGCCACAGAGGGUUUUAACGGAGGUCUGACAAUGAGUUGCCCUCAGCUCCUGUCCCUUAAAACAAGACAUUAUUAACAACCUAGAGACGACUAUUGACAAUCUAUCAUACUGUAAAUGGAGGUGAGCUCCCCUUCCAGUGUGCAUGGGCAUUGUGCAAAACAUCUCACAUUAUCUGUUAAUAUCUGAAAUAUGUCUGAGGAGUGAUACAUUUUGGACAUACACAAACCAUUUCACUUGAAAUCAAAUUCAAAAAUUCAACUGCCAUGAUUGCAUUGACAUCUAAUAGUUACCUAUGUAUAAAAUGUUUUUAAAUACAUGAUUGUAUUUACUAUGUAUGAAAUCCAUCUGCAUUCUGACGCAUGUAGAUAUGUGAAAACAGUUGUUUGGUUUCAGGUUUCGUAUCCACUUCAUUUCACAGCAUGAGUUGCUUGAUGCUGAACUUGUGUGCAUUAUAUUCAUAGUGUAAGCUGCCCACGUCCUCUAGCAACAGUCAUUGCUGAAUUCUAUGCCUGUAAUCUGGAUCACACAUGUGACAUGCGUGACAAGGCCUUUAAUGCUUAAUUGUUGCCAAGUGGCUCGGACACUGGCUUUUUAAGCGUGACGUCUGUAUGAAUGAACAAAUGGACUUUUGAUUUCAUAAUGUUCCGACCCUACUUUUGUACCAUUGAUGAUAAAAUAAACACUGAAUUCUGUCAC
This is a messenger RNA of Limanda limanda (common dab), 7469 nucleotides long. RefSeq names its product leucine rich repeat containing 8 VRAC subunit Aa (gene lrrc8aa). The record is from RefSeq and is a predicted model, not a curated record. The coding region runs from base 148 to 2532 and encodes 794 amino acids. Gene Ontology annotation, molecular function: protein binding. Lineage: Eukaryota; Metazoa; Chordata; Actinopteri; Pleuronectiformes; Pleuronectidae. The transcript has 3 exons.